Molecule: messenger RNA, 4214 nt
Organism: Stegastes partitus (bicolor damselfish)
Lineage: Eukaryota; Metazoa; Chordata; Actinopteri; Pomacentridae
Gene: sltm
Product: SAFB-like, transcription modulator
Exons: 20
Coding region: 3-3095 (1030 amino acids)
Biological process (GO): regulation of transcription by RNA polymerase II; regulation of mRNA processing
Cellular component (GO): nucleus
Molecular function (GO): sequence-specific DNA binding; RNA binding
Source: RefSeq, a predicted model, not a curated record
AAAUGGCGUCGGGUGCCAUUUCAACGGAGUCUAAGAAGAUAUCAGAAUUAAGAGUUGUCGACCUUAAGUCCGAGCUCAAACGAAGGAAUUUGGACACGUCCGGUGUAAAGAGCGUCCUGCUCACGAGACUGAGACAGGCUGUUGAAGAUGAAGGUGGCGACCCAGAAAACAUCCAGAUCCCACUUUCUGCUGACGCAUCAACUCGGAAAAGUGGAAAAGUGAAAGGGGGCAAGAAAGUAGAUUCAGAUGUGGACACCACAGCAGAAGAGGAUGGAUUCUCUAAGGAAACUGAGGAGUAUGAAUCAGAGAAGGAUGUAACUGAUACAGAUGAUGGUACUCGUGAAAAUUCUAAGCCUGCACCCUGUGAGGACAGCCUCGCUCACUCUGAGGCUGAGGCUGAAGCUGAGGCUGAGGCUGAGGCUGAACCCGAGCCAGAGCCCGAGCCCGAGCCCGAGUCAGAAGCGUUGGCUGAUUCAGAACCUGAGCCAGAGGUGGAUGCCGAGACCGAGGCCGAGCCAGAGGGCGAUGCCGAGCCAGAGGUGGACGCAGAGCCAGAGGUGGAUGCCGAGCCAGAGGUGGAUGAGGACGCUGAGCCAGAGAUGGAGACCGAACUGGCUGAGAUGGACGCUGAAGCCAUGAACUCCUCUAAAGAAGCCGAGGACGAUCACCUAUCCGUCUCAAUCCCAAACGAAGAUGCCAUCACCAUAGAUGUUGAUGGUGACGACCUCCUGGAAACAGGUAAACAUGUGAAACUUCCAGAUUCAGAGGCAGAGAAGGGCACUGAUGAGCCAGAGGCCUCUGCUGAGACGGGCCCAGAUGAUGACAUGAAGGCGGAAGAGAUUGAGGGCCACAAAGAUGGUAAGAAAGAUGACGGAUCCCGAGGCGACCCCACGAAGAAAGACGGCAGAGACGCCUUGAAGAAAGCUGAAACGGGAGAUAAAGAAAAGGAUUCUGGGAAGAAAGGCCCCUCCGCUACUGGGGCAUCAGGUCAAGCAAAGAGCUCUUCAAGAGACAGAGAUGGAAAAGCUACGAAGGAUGACAAGGGAGCUCCAGGCGGCGGCGGCAGCAACAGCAGCUCUUCUCGUAACAUAUGGGUGAGCGGCCUGUCGUCAAACACCAAAGCGGCGGAUCUGAAGAACCUAUUUGGCAAAUAUGGGAAGGUUUUAAGCGCCAAGGUGGUCACGAACGCUCGCAGUCCUGGUUCGAAAUGUUACGGCUUGGUGACGAUGUCCUCCAGCACAGAAGUGGCUCGCUGCAUCUCCCACCUCGACUGCACAGAACUUCAUGGACAGCAGAUAUACGUCGAACGGGCCAAAAACGAUCCCUUCAAAAAGGAGCCGUCCAAGAAAGAAGCAGAGGACAAAGCAAGUUCCAGCAAAUCAAACGACAAACGCAGUUCCACAGGAAUAAAAGUCACCAACAAAGCACAGCCCACCUACAAGAAGGAAGACAAGAAGUUUGAUAAAAAUUCUGAAAAGGACAAAGAUUUGUCCAAGAAACAGGAGGCCAAGGGCGGAAAAUCAGAACCCGUUUCAUCUACCUCGGGACAAGACUCCUCCAAGAAAGAGGACAGAAAGCACGGACGGGCAAAGAGCCCAGUCAAGCUGAUGGCGGUCGAUCAUCCCAAAGGAGAUCCUAAUUUUGGCAAAAUGAGACCUUUCAGAAGAGGAAGGUAUUUUGAAAAACCUUUUAUCAACCCCAAUGUCCAAAUGCGGCCAAAAUGGUUGAUUCCUCCUGAAGAGUUGGAGAUGCUUAAAGACAAACAGCGAUCUUUUGCUAACAAAGGGGAGGACAGAGACAUCUUGCCUUUUGACAAGAUGAAGGAGCAGAAGGAGCAGCGGAUGCGUGAACGGAUGAUUCGUCUUGAGCGCGUCCGUAGAGCUGUCGAGUUGCGCAGGCGCCGUGAAAUCGCAGAGCAAGAGCGUCGCGAGCGUGAGCGUGUUCGUCUUUUGCGAGAGCGUGAAGAGCGGGAAAACCUGCUCCGGGAGCGCCAGAGACUGGAGAUGGAAAGACAAAAACUGGAAAGAGAGCGUUUGGAGAGGGAGAGGCUGGAAAGAGAGAGAAUCCGUAUCGAGCAGGAGAGGCGUAAAGAGGCCGAGCGGAUGGCACGAGAACGCGAGGAGCUGAGGCGACAGCAGGAGCAGCUCCGGUACGAGCAGGAGAAGAGGAACAACCUGAAGAGAGGCCGUGAAGUGGAACACGGUCGCAGAGAUGAUCCGUAUUGGAAUGGAAACAAGAAGAUGCAGUCGGAGCCGGAGGUCCGUCUGAACCAAGGCUCCAACUACAAUCGGCAGCAGAACCGAUUUUCAAACUUCAGCCCCAGAGAGAGGGGUCGUUUUCCAGAGGCGGCCGCCGAUCAGCCCAACACAUACGACAGACGUAACAGGUUCGACGGUGAACCAGAGGUGAAGAAGAGUCGGCCCGCUCCUCACAGAGACGGCUCCGGCUUCGACCGUUACCCCAAGAACUUCGAAACAGUCCGCCGAGUGGAGCCUCCUCCUCCUCCACGCGCUGAGCUCCGGGACACCGACCGCAGGGACCGGGACGAGAGACGCCCGGCUCCCAUGCACGACCGCCCCGUCGGAGCGAGAGCUACGAUACCGGGCAUGUCGCACACCCGCUCGCCACGAGACGGAGCGCAUGGAUGGAAGAACGACGGCGGGAUGAACUCCAACAAGGCAGACAUGAGAAGUCCGAUGCGCAUGCGUGCGGAGCGAUCGGGCAGAGACGGUCCUGGUCCUGCACUCAGAGGAGGCCCCUCAGUCAGCCGCGGGAGGAGCAGCUUCAACGACCAGGACAACGGACGACCCAUGGUGAUGAGCGAUCAGCCCUUCAGCUCCGGCCGUCAGGUCGUGGUGGAGCGUCACAGCAGGGAGCAAGGACUGAGGAAGGAGUGGCACGGCGGCUCCAGCUCCCAGGGCGGCGGCUUCCCUGAUAGCCGCAGGAUGGGGGACACUCGGGGCAGCAUGAUGGCUCCCUCCAGUCACUCCUCGUCGGGAAUGAACCGAAUCGUACAGAUCACCAGCAGCUCCAUUCCCAGCGGCGGCACCGUGGGUGGAUUCAAGCCCUUCAAAGGAACGCCGCGGCAAUUCUAACCGCAGCCAAACUCUGCCACUCUAAAGCACCUAAAACCCUGAAGAAGACUUUGUCGGAACUCUUUAUUUUUUAGAAUAUCAACAGUUUUCGGUGGCACGUUUGCGGCCAUGAGGUUGAUAACACUAUUUUAUUUUGUAUAGACAAAAGUGUUUACCUCAGUGUAGGGUUUUCCUGACAGUCCUGCUGUUACCGUUAAACAACCCUGUGCACAAGUUUUAAUAUUUAGGACGAUACUGUACAGCCCUAGGUCUUUGUAACGCGUUUUGAAUUAUGUCAUGAGUGUCGUAUGUAUAUUUUCAAUAGCUUAGUGUCACAGCUCUCCUGUGAACGACGUCUUAUUUUAGUGUAUCACAAGCGACAGGGUGAACUAACUCCCAGGAAACAGAUGACAUAGGAAUACUGCUCUUUGAAACGUCAUACUUGGUGUCCUGUUUUGUAAAGAAUAGUCGGACUUACUGAAACAACAUCGAACUGUAAAAUAGCCUGAGUUGUAGCAACAAAACCUCUCAUAGGCCACGAGUUGAAUUACAUGCAGGUCUGUCGAAAAUACAAUCUGACUUUCCCGUCUGUUACCGCAGGGCGUUGCUGAAAGGACCAUCGUUGUGUAUUUGCUUACUGCUCCUUCCGGUCGUUCUGGAUAUUUUACUGACGCUCAAAUGUGGUUCUCAGGCUGGUAGCUCAGGUGGAUCCAUCAGUUCUCAGCUUAGAGGGAUUUUUUAGGAACCUUACGUGCGUCACUGAGCCCUGUGAUAGUCGGUGCUUCAGCACGUCGAGGGUUUGAUGUAGAGAAACGUGGUACGCACUGUACGAAGUCUGCUCUUUAAAAGGUCAAUGUACUGUUUUCCUGACAGUAAGUGAAGUAAGCAUUGUGUGACUAAACCAACACCUUGUUAGGAGGUACCUCUGUGUCCUUCUGUCAGGUCAGUGCUAUUUAUUUUUUAUUUUUCCAUUUCAUUUAGGAUCCCGUUGAGCUUCUCCAUCCUUUCACAGUUGGACCAAUAGUACACAUAUGGGACUGUCGUGCAUGUACUUAAACUCGCAUCACACGCUCUUUGCCUACACGCCUGUUGUAAUUGGUUGAUGACGCUUGAUUAAAUUAAAAGAAAGUGAGAAGCAGA